This is a messenger RNA of Colletotrichum chrysophilum, 1596 nucleotides long. RefSeq lists its product as uncharacterized. The coding region runs from base 1 to 1596 and encodes 531 amino acids. The record is from RefSeq and is a predicted model, not a curated record. Gene Ontology annotation, molecular function: protein binding; asparaginase activity. NCBI's taxonomy places the organism in Eukaryota, Fungi, Ascomycota, Sordariomycetes, Glomerellales, Glomerellaceae. The transcript is spliced from 2 exons.
AUGGCAUCCCAAACCUCCGCCGAGAGGCUCCUCCCAGAGUCCAACUACCCGGAGUCCCGAGUCCUGGUUAUCAUGACAGGCGGCACCAUCUGUAUGCAACCCACCGCCGACGGUCUCAAGCCCAUCGGAGGGUUCCUGAAGAAUGCCAUGGCCCCGCGCCCUUCAUUCAACGACAAAUCGUCGCCUUCAGUGCAACUCGAGGCUUACAAGAAUGGCCAAAAGGUUGUUCUGGAUAGCUUGAGGACACCACCAAGCGCCUACUCCCGUCACAUUCGUUACGGCGUCCUGGAAUUUUCGCCUUUGCUGGACUCGAGCUCCAUCUCAGCCGAAGGCUGGACGGAAAUUGCUCAGACCAUCAGAGAGAAUUACCGUCUCUACGAUGGCUUCGUGGUGCUCCACGGCACCGACUCCUUGUCGUACACGGCUUCGGCCCUUUCUUUCAUGCUCUCUGACCUAGGCAAGCCGGUUAUUCUCACUGGUUCCCAGGCCUCCAUCUUCGCACUCCAGUCUGACGCCGUCGACAACCUCCUGGGCUCGCUCAUCAUCGCAGGAACCUUUGUCAUUCCCGAGGUCGGCUUGUUCUUCCACCACAAGCUGUUCCGUGGCAACAGAACAAGCAAGGUCUCUUCUGCUGCCUUUGAGGCUUUCGCCAGCCCCAACUGUGAGCCUCUGGCCAAGGUCAACGGUCUCGGUAUCGAUGUGAACUGGCCCAUCGUGUUGAGGCCUACCAGAAUUGCCGAGCUUCAGGUCACCCAGCACCUCGACACCGCCCACGUUGCCUGUCUGCGCGUGUUCCCUGGUAUUAGGCCCGAAAUGCUCGAUUCGGUCCUCCGUGUCCCUGACUUGCGCGGCCUCAUUCUCGAAACGUUCGGCAUGGGCAACGCCCCCAGCGGUAUCGAUGGCAGCUUGACAAAGGUCAUCAAGAACGCCGUGGACCGUGGCGUCAUCGUCGUCAACGUCAGUCAGUGCAUGAGCGGCUUCGUGUCGCCCGUCUACGGCCCCGGCACCGAGCUUGGCCGUGCCGGAGUCAUCUUCGGCCUGGAUCUCACUGCCGAGGCUGCCCUGACGAAGCUGUCCUACCUGCUCGCUGUGUCCGGCCUGUCAACGGCGGAGGUCAGCGCACGCAUGUCCCACUCGCUCCGCGGCGAGAUGACAGAAAUGGCACUUCCGGUAUUUUCGCACCCUUCCGGAUCGCUCGACUCGGUCGUGUCGCGACUAACCGCGACAGAAUCGGCAUUUACUGUCCUCGGCUACGCCGUACGGAACGGGGAUCUGAAGACGGUCAAGGAGAUCCUGGACAACGACGCCCAGCGCGAGCUGCUUAAGAUGGCCGACUACGCCGGCAACACGGCAGUGCAUCUCGCGGCCGUCGGGCCCCAGAUCAGCAUCCUGCGCGAGCUUCUUACAAGGGGCGCCAGUGUGCACGCACGUAACCGCGCGAACAACACGCCGCUGUACCUCGCGGAGAAGACGGGCAACGAGGAAUGUGUCAGGCUGCUGAAGGAGACGGGCGCUCACUUAUGGCAGGACGAGGCGACUAUUUUGGAUUCGGUUCAAUCUUCCCAAUCUGCAUCUGGAGACGGAGUUCAAAAGUAG